UUGCUUUUGAUUCUUUCUAGGAGACACAGACUGAGGGGAAAAUAACGGGGGUCCAUUUAAAAUGACACGUACGGACCCUCCUGACAUAUUAACAUCAACUUUGUAUGAAGACAUAAAUAUUGGCCCUAACUCUGGGCUCUCAAAGUAUUCUGGAUCUUCGAAGCAAUGUGAUUCACAAAUGGUUGGCCCACUGGAUCAAAACUUCGAAACAAUUAACAAAAGACAUUGCCGAAGCUUUGACUUCAUCGAGUCACUGGAUGACCCAAAGGACAUUUCAUCGUCCAUGGAGUAUCCUUACAGGUCUGAACAGCAACCAGUAAAUAAGGAUGCAGUCUGGAAUGGCAUUGGGCAGCAGGGACACCUACGUUUUUCCUCACCAGAUCUGUUCAACUCGAGACUGUCCCAUCAAAUCAGUACAGACAAAAGCAAUGAGACAGCAAGGGCUAGUGUUCAUGGCAAGCCUCGCUCAAAAAGUACACCUAGAGUUCGAGCCACCCUAACCCCAGUACCCAUCACAGUUUCUCCUCCUGCAACCACAAGGCGUCGAUCUCCAGUGGACCCUCAAAAAAGAAUAGAAGGUUUGCCAAACCGAGAAGCCUCCCACUCAAGCAGGGCUUUAGUUAAUGAGGUUCAUCCGAUAAAGUUACAACCACACACACCCCUCUAUGUUUCUGAUUGUUUUGAGGAAAACAGACAAGAAAAACAAGCUAACACUCCCCAUGUCAGGUGUCGUGUUGAUAUUAAGCCAGAUGCCUCAGUUCUCCAGCACACAGCACGGAAGAUACCUACUCAAAGAGGUAAUGUUCCCUGGCAGCUUUCCUCAACAUCAUCAAUCAGAAAUGUCUCAUUUCCAAGUCAGACAUCCACUUCAAGAACACCAACCCCUAGUGAGUGUUACAACAUGGACUACAGGCAAGCAUAUCAGUAUCCCAACAGCUUGUCAAGUAGUUACAUUCAUUCUGGUGAGAUCCCUUUUGGAAGGACCUCUCCUAGAGAUCCAAGGGAGUACAGAACAUUGUCUAAUCCUAACAUCCCUACCAAGUUCUUUUACACAGAUGAUCCCUGCAGGUAUCCCAUUCAGCCACCUAGGACUUAUUAUCAGGAUGACCAGUACAGUGUUAUCAGCAGUACCAGCCAAAAUCCCUCUGUCAGUAGUCAGUAUGUACUUGACCCAAGAACUCGCUGGGUUCAUACUUUACCUGUGCGUUCGUACUAUGCAGAUUCCCAUCGGGAACCCUUGGAUCCAUUUUAUGGUAGACCAUAUUCAGUGAGUGAGCCAGGACCAUACUUCAUAUCCACCCCUCAGAGUGAAACAUACUUUCAGGAUGACCCAAGAACAUAUGGAUUUCCCUCUGAUCCAUCAAAAAUGUUCUAUACACGGCCUUGCCAUUACCCAGCAGAAGUACACAUUCCUAUGAGAGGAUAUCAUACAGAGGGACGACGGCGACCACAUAUGUCUCAGGUCUUUUCAGAUGACUUGCACCGGUCAAGCAUUGCUACAUAUUCUAGCCAGUAUGCAUCCUCACAGGCCACUCCUCAGAGGGCACCGUCAAUAAGUUCUUGGUAUCCCAAUGACUUUACCGAGCCAAGUCGCUUAGGAACAGAUAUCCGGAAUUUCUCUAAAUCCUGGGACAACAUUCUCACUCCUCAUAUGGACAGAGAAAUUGGUGUUUCACGAGGCAGGAGUUACGAGAACCUUCUCCAUCAUGGAAGAUCAGGAGUUCCUUCAAAUGACAGUCAACAGCCAGUUAUUGUGAAUCUGUCUAGUUCGCCAAGACGUUAUGCUGCAUUGUCCCUCUCUGAAAAUUGUCUCGAAAAGUGUGCUGGUGAUAGACAAAAUAGUGCAAGAGGGCAAUGGUUUGUAACCCCAGAGAUUACUAUAACUGACAAUGACAUCCGUGCAGCAAACAGCAACAAGAGAAAUGGGGGAACAAGCAGCUGGAAAACAGGCUCAAAUACAGGCCAAUGCCAAACAGACAACUUGCAUAACUUACAGAGACCAGCAAACCCAUCAGAAUCCACAGAGAGGAAGAACAAUAAUUACUCCCUGCAGCAAAGCCUCGAACAGCUUGAUGAGCUGCUAGCCGACCUAGUCAUUGAUUACAAACCUCAAAAUAGCAGGAGACCAAGCAAGGAUCUUAUAGACCAACUCAAACUAUUGAUUCAAGAUGAUGAGACCAAAGAAAGCAAAAGGGAAAUGGACCAAGAUGAUUCCGGACUUUUGAACACACAAACUGACUCAUCAAAGACUAGCCCGGAUACAUUCAAAGAUCAAGAUAGUGGUUGUGAGGGUUUUCCUCGUUGUGUUGAAGAAAUUCCUUUGAACCAUAUUGCAGAGGAGGAUGACACUAUGGUGUGCUCCAACAAAAAAUGCUUACGUAAAGACACUACAUUUAAUGCCUCCUUGUACUUCAAGUCCUGCCACAGCUGUUAUACUUACUACUGUUCUAGAAACUGUAGACGGGAAGACUGGGACACACAUAAAGAGAACUGUCUUUAUGGCCGGAUCAGUAGUGUUUGUAGGCACAUACUAAAACACUGUCGAGAGGAUUUGGAUAUUCAUAAAGCAUUCUCACGCAUUGCCAGAGUAGGGUAUCUGUCCCGCGGGAGAGGCGUUCUCUUCCUGGGUUUUCCAAACCCUGGGUGUGCGGAUAACUUUCUUCAAGUUGGUCUUGACAGCCUAACCAUCUCUCCAACAUAUUUGUCCCUUCGAGAGUUAGACAGUUUCAAAGACAACCUAGGGCCAUACUGCAAAGAAUUGCAGAAUGCAGGCAAGGAAUAUGACCCUACUGAAUGUUUCCUACUGAAUGUAUCCAUUGCUGUCGGAGACCUAGUGCCUAAACUUCCUUCACCUAAAUUACAAAUGCCAACAGUUCGCAAGUAUGCGAAGGUCUCAUUGGCCUCCUCAAGCCCAGAUAAGAAAAUCUUCAAGAAAGAAUGUGAAAUGGAGACUCUGAUUCUCACUCCUCCUCCAGGAACAUCUGACAUAGACAAGGAUGGCCAAGAGGGCAGGAAAGCACGAGAGAUUUGCUUCAUUAAUAUCCAAAGGGAGCUUCGAACCAGAGGUGUAUUUCUUCGUCAUGAGUUCCCACAAAUCUACAACCAGCUUUGCGAGUUUGUUGAGAGCAACAAAAGGUUCACCCCCACCACCAUUUAUCCCAUUGACAAGAGAACUGGGAAACAGUUCAUGUGUAUGAUCAUGGCAGCGUCUGAACCAAGGAUGCUAGAUUGGUGAGGAUCUAACAACUAGGAACCAUUGGAGAACCUCUGGAGAAAGUCUCAUUUUCUCUUGCAAUACAAUAGCGUCUAAAAGUCAUUGUCUUUAGCCCCUUGAGAGGAUAAAAUGCACUUGCAUGGAGAAUGCAUGCUGGCAAGGAAAAUGCAAAUUCACCUAACAAUUUGCAAUGAUUUUUCAUUUCAUCAAAAUAAAUAAUAUUCACUAAUUAUGAUCAGUAUGGCAGAAAAGCAAACACGUCAGGUACAUUUUUUAUAGUCAAAUAAACUGCUUGGAAAGUUUCUCUGUAUUGUACAUGGCAACUGCUUUCUGUAUUGUAUUCAUGAGGCACUAUAUCUAUUCAUAUGGUUAAAUCAGCUGGAAUUGUUAACAACUAAUUUUACAUGACAGAAAAUCCUUUGAGUUAAGCAUAUGCAAAGUAAGAUACUAAUUUAUUCAUUUGACAUGAUCAUUUUUGUUCAUUUUUCAUGGUUCUGUAAAGUUUUAAUCUUAUGUGUUUCUAUUGAAACAUCUAUUGAACUAUAUCUGUUAAAACUGAUGAACAUGUAUAUAAAAUAUGCUAUUGAUAUUUUAAUCUUUAUAAUGUCUGACAAAACUUAGAGGCCUAUAUUUGAAAUGUACUAUUUAAAUAUAAAAUAUAAAAUUAGUAAAAAAAAAAAAAAACGAUCUAAGCAACGUGUAUAACACUGCUGUAAGCAAGAUUGUGUUAGAUAUAGCACUUUACUAAACUGCUGAGGGAAAACAUAUUAAAAAACAAACCGUUUAGAUAAUGUUAUCAACAGCAUGCACACUCUUUACCGCAACAACCAGUUUCUUUCUGUAUUUUUGUCAUUUUUAUGCCAUUAUUUAUUGAUUGAUUUAUUUAUCCAGUUCAUCACUUGUGUUCUGUUGGAAAGUGCUGCUUUUUUCUGUACUAUGGUCAAUAAAUUAAACACCCAAAAUUCC
Molecule: messenger RNA, 4180 nt
Organism: Danio rerio (zebrafish)
Lineage: Eukaryota; Metazoa; Chordata; Actinopteri; Cypriniformes; Danionidae
Source: RefSeq, a predicted model, not a curated record